Messenger RNA from Diversispora eburnea, 315 nucleotides. The record is from the annotation of a GenBank genome assembly. NCBI's taxonomy places the organism in Eukaryota, Fungi, Glomeromycota, Glomeromycetes, Diversisporales, Diversisporaceae.
AUGAUACUAGGUAUCGGCGUAGAUAUAAUUCAUUUACCACGAAUAUACGCGCUAAUCACACGAAAUUUUCCUCGACAGUUUAAAAGAUUUGUUACACGCAUUUUGGACUCUGAUGAGAUUAAGGAAUUUUAUUCUAUUUUUCCAAUUUAUAAUGAAGGAGAUAAUAUGGUAAUAGAAAAUUAUAAUCACCCCAUUGUGAGAUAUCUCGCUGUCAGAUGGUCAAUAAAAGAAGCAGCCUAUAAAGCUCUUUACCCUAAUUAUAAAGCAACUUGGAAAGAUUUAAAAACCACAUUUGUUCAUUCACAAAAAUGUUGA